Hippoglossus stenolepis (Pacific halibut) is the source of this 2180-nucleotide messenger RNA. Its product is annotated as tetratricopeptide repeat protein 9A. The record is from RefSeq and is a predicted model, not a curated record. Gene Ontology annotation, molecular function: protein binding. NCBI's taxonomy places the organism in Eukaryota, Metazoa, Chordata, Actinopteri, Pleuronectiformes, Pleuronectidae. The transcript has 3 exons. The coding region runs from base 278 to 1051 and encodes 257 amino acids.
AUUAUCUCCAAAUAAACGGAUAAUUCAAUCUCAGCUCUGCUCUUCCUGCUCGAUGAGCCCAGCGGGAGCGACGUCUGCGUGUUUAUCGACCAAUCGGCGCGUCACAGGGACAAACACGAGAAGAGGCUCCAGCGCGCGUCGCUCACGGUUGCGCACAGAGGAGACGUAGCUGCGACACCAGCGAGGCGAGGACGCGACUCUGCGGCCGAGAGGAUGCAGUGAAGGAGCCUGCAGCGAGAUCACAGCUCUGAUACUAACGCACAGUGAUACCGUCGAAAUGAGCGUGAUCCCGGCCGGGCACGAAGGCAGGAUGGAGGGCGGCAGAGACAGCAGCGGCGGCGGCGGCUCCCCGAGGCUCCAGCAGUGCGCGCCGCCUCCCAGCAGCAGCAGCAGCGGCAGCGGCAGCGGCAGCAGCAGCAGCAGCGGCAGCAGCCGGUCCAAAGAUGCCAGACACCAGCAGCAGCAGCUCCAGCAGAGGCAUCAUGGUGGGUCGAUGUGGAAGCAGCCGUCUCACAACGAGCCCGCGGACGUCGUGAGGCGCGCGCUGGACUUCAAGUGCCAGGGCACCCAGUGCUACAAGGAUAAGAAGUACCGGGAGGCGAUCGGCAAGUACCACCGCGCUCUGCUGGAGAUCAAGGGGCUGUGCAGGGUGCUGGGAGACCCGGACACCGGCUCCAAGCCCCCGUCCCCCCUCCUGCCAACCUUCAGCAAGUCCAGCACCCUGACAGACGAGCAGAAGGGGGCCAUGGAGAACGCAGAGCUGGAGUGUUACAACAGCCUGGCCGCCUGUCUUUUGCAAAUGGAGCUGGUGAACUACGAGCGAGUGAAAGAAUACUGCUUGAAAGUGCUUUACAAGGAAGGGAAGAACUUCAAAGCUCUCUACCGCUCUGGAGUGGCCUACUACCACCUGGGAGACUUCCAGAAGGCCCUGUACUACCUGAAGGAGUCACACAAACAGGAGCCAUCAGACACCAAUGCCAUCCGCUACAUCCAGCUGACAGAGAUGAAGAUUCGCCGGAGUGCCCAAAGGGAAAAGAAAGAGGCCACAUAAGCACUCGCUGUCUGAUGGCUUCUCACCCGUCGUGAAUUUAAAGCCCGACUGUGUGCCACCCAGACCUCGCACACCAACAGUCAGAGCUCUGGGUGUGAAGCGGUGUUAUGUUUGCUUUUGCUUUGCACAGCAUCCGGUUGCCAGUUUUGUGAUUGAACUUCACCAACGUGUGCUUGAAGCAUUUAAAAAAAAAAAAAUUGUACCAGAUAUUGAGUUUUUGUUUACACACCGCCAAACUACGGUGGCCGAGAGAGCUCAACACACUGCGAAUUAAGAAAACACAUGCAAACAGAAACAACACUUGCAAAUUCAGAGUGCAAAUAGAGGAACGAGCUGCAAAAAGUCACAACACAUGCAAAUACAGAAACGCCCUGCAAAUAGCGAGAGUGACACUGGAACAUUUUCCAGGGAACCCUUAAAAUGUUAUGAACUUAUUGAAGUCUUUUCCGUUGUCAUCAAAUUGAUGAAGUUGUUUUCUUAAUUUGCAUGUGUUGUUUCUAUUUGCCUCCUUAAUCUGCAGUGUGUUGAAGUCUCUCGGCCAGCGCACCAAAUGGAUCUAGAAUGAAUCCAUCCAGAUUAUGUUUUAACCAUCACAAACUGAUGCACUGCCAGUCCAAACAUUGCACAUACAGGCCAACACUUGUGAUAGAGACAGGAGCAACACGGCCCAUGGGGGGUCCAGCAGGUCUGCGGGCGAGUGUUACUGUAAAUUAGCACCUGCCCUCGCACAAGAUGUCUCUCGAAUGGCACAGAGUUAGUGAGCAACAACCACUUCCACCUCUGUCACCGUACUUUGAGUUUGAAAAUAUUAUAAAGAUCAAGAUUCUUUUUGAUAAUUAGAAUAUAUCUUAACAAAUGGUGCUUUCACAAAGUAGGUUUUUAACAUGAAAUGCAUUGGUUUAGACAUCAGGAGCACACGGUUGCUAAUUGCAGUACGAACUUAAAGAGACAUAUCACAAACUGUAAAUAGGCUACUUGAUAGAAAUCGCAAGAAAAUAUUAUGGAGAGGUCAGCUAGUUGUGUUUAUUAACGCCAAAACGAAGCACUUCAUUCACAGCAUUUACUGUACCAAGAAAUACUGUAUGUUUACUGUAAAGGUAUGUGUGUAAUAAAUGUGUUUAUUGAUUGA